AUGACCCCAUUGGGCUCGACCCAUGAUCUCGUUACGAAAGACGACUACAAGAUCGAUGCAGACGUCGGCGAUGAGACCGUCAAUGACAAUGAGAACCGAGCACAAGCUCUGCCACCGGUUGAUGGGGGAAAGGCCGCAUGGUUCUUCUUGGCGAGCUGUUAUCUGCUCGAGCUCAUGUGCUUCGGUCCCGCCUUCUCCUGGUCGGUGUUUCAAGACUACCUGCAACGAUCAGAACACAGCCCGCUGCGGCACGAAUCGACGGUUACCAUCUCAGCGAUCGGUACGCUCCUCUUUUCGAUGCUCUACUUUGCGCCUGCGAUCGCUCGACCGUUCUUCUGGCUUCACCCCGAUUAUGCCCGACUGGCGAUGAGGGUUUGCUUGGGCGUGGCCAUCGUCGCGCUGAUUGGAGCCAGCUUUGCGACGAACGCUGGGACACUCGUAGCGGUCGUUGGUUUCAUCGUCGGUCUGGCAUGUGGAAUCAUGACGACGCCAUACCUCCUGUGGCUGCCUCAGUGGUUCGUCAGGCGUCGAGGUUUCGCUAUGGGAGUAGCAUUCAGCGGAGCCGGUCUCGGAGGUCUCCUCUUCCCAUUCAUCUUCAGUGCAUCGCUCGAGAAUCUCGGAUUGGCCUGGACGCUGCGGAUCUGGGCGCUAUGUCUACUCGUUGGAGCUGGGCCUGCUUUGAUUGGAAUUCGACCUCGACUUCCUAUCACUGCUAGGGUCGCCAACAAGUUCAAACAUCGACGGGCGGACUAUGUCAAGGUCAUGAAAAAGCAGUUUGGUUAUCUUCUCAGUACCUUGUGGCUCUUCAACGCUCUUCUGACGUUGACGGCUAGUGCCGGGUACUUUGCCAUUUCGUUCUAUCUGGGAACGUACUGCAGUAGUCUGGGGCUGAGCAGUGCUGCUUCCACUGGGGCUGUCUCUGCCUUCAAUGCUGCAAGUCUUCUCGGAGAGAUCACGAUCGGCUACCUCUGCGACCGUUUUUCAUACACCAAAAUCAUGCUCGGGAUCGGUAUUACCGGGACCUUGGCUUCGCUGCUACUCUUCGGUCUAGCCAAGAACCUUGCCAUGGUUCUGCUCUUCACGUUGAUCUUUGGCUGGGCCGCUGGAUCGUUCUGUGCUACUUGGCCAGCUUCCGCCACCGACAUCGCUCGCCUGCGUAACAUGCAGAGCGCCGACGUCAUGAUCUCUUACACCAUCAUGCGAGGUAUCGCUGCCAUCGUAGGACCGCUGGUGGCAGCCAAGCUGUACCGACCGGAUCUUAAGGCCGAUGCGGCCGUCUUUGGAAGCUUUGGAUUCCGUUCGUUGACGAUCUUUGUAGGGAUAAUGAUGAGCUUGGUUGCGGGCUUAGCGGUAUUAGCCGAGUUCUCCCGGCGGAUGAGCUUCAAGGGUGUCGACGUAAAGCUGUUGGGGGAACGUCUGUAA
This is a messenger RNA of Filobasidium floriforme, 1422 nucleotides long. RefSeq names its product major facilitator superfamily domain-containing protein. Gene Ontology annotation, cellular component: fungal-type vacuole membrane. The record is from RefSeq and is a predicted model, not a curated record. Bases 1 to 1422 code for a protein of 473 amino acids. Gene Ontology annotation, biological process: transmembrane transport. The transcript has 6 exons. Gene Ontology annotation, molecular function: transmembrane transporter activity. NCBI's taxonomy places the organism in Eukaryota, Fungi, Basidiomycota, Tremellomycetes, Filobasidiales, Filobasidiaceae.